Messenger RNA from Cajanus cajan (pigeon pea), 3409 nucleotides. It is a transcript of the gene ARF2, whose product is annotated as auxin response factor 2. Gene Ontology annotation, cellular component: nucleus. Lineage: Eukaryota; Viridiplantae; Streptophyta; Magnoliopsida; Fabales; Fabaceae. Gene Ontology annotation, biological process: regulation of DNA-templated transcription; response to hormone. The record is from RefSeq and is a predicted model, not a curated record. Gene Ontology annotation, molecular function: DNA binding.
GCAAAACCAUUUAUCACUCAGACAAAAAAUUAAAUUAAAUUAAAUUAAAAAGCAUAGAUACAUAGAAAGAGAUAGAGAGAGAGAAACAAAGAUAGAAAUAGAGAGAGAGAGAGUGGUUGAAAGGGUCCAUUGAAGAGAGAGAGAGAGUGGUUUUCGGAAUUGCUGCUUCUGCUUCGUGUCUCUUAAUUUCCUUGCGAGCUUUGAGGAUUUGGCGUUUGGAUUCCUCAACAGUGAAGACAAACCGAGGCUCCGAUCUUGCGAUGUGUGAUAUGAGAGAUCUGUGAGCAACGACAAGGGAAAAAAUGGCGUCGUCGGAGGUAUCGAUCAAGGCGAAUUCGGUGAACGGAAAAGGAGAAAACAAUUCUGGUGGCUAUAACAACGGCAACGAUGUUAGGAGCGGUGGAGGAGACGGUCAGAAUGCUUCUUCAUCAUCAACCGCGAGAGACGCGGAAGCUGCGCUUUACAGGGAGCUCUGGCACGCGUGUGCAGGUCCUCUUGUGACGGUGCCUAGAGAAGGAGAGCGCGUGUUCUACUUUCCUCAAGGACAUAUAGAGCAGGUGGAGGCGUCAACAAAUCAGGUAGCGGAACAGCAUAUGCCGGUUUACGAUCUCCCACCAAAGAUCCUUUGUCGAGUCAUCAACGUGAUGCUGAAGGCGGAGCCAGACACGGAUGAGGUGUUUGCUCAGGUGACCUUGCUUCCGGAGCCAAAUCAAGAUGAGAAUGCGGUGGAGAAAGAGGCUCCUCCGGCUCCGCCUCCUCGUUUUCACGUGCAUUCCUUCUGUAAAACGCUGACGGCGUCUGAUACGAGUACUCACGGUGGGUUUUCGGUGCUGAGACGACAUGCCGAUGAGUGCCUCCCUCCGCUGGACAUGUCAAAGCAGCCACCUACCCAGGAGUUGGUGGCCAAGGAUCUACAUGCGAACGAGUGGCGAUUCAGGCAUAUCUUUCGGGGUCAACCGCGUAGACACUUGCUGCAAAGUGGUUGGAGUGUUUUUGUCAGCUCCAAGAGGCUUGUCGCUGGGGAUGCGUUUAUAUUUUUAAGGGGUGAGAAUGGGGAACUUCGAGUUGGUGUUAGGCGUGCAAUGAGACAGCAGGGUAAUGUUCCGUCUUCGGUUAUCUCGAGCCAUAGUAUGCAUCUUGGCGUUCUUGCAACUGCUUGGCAUGCCAUAUUGACUGGGACCAUGUUUACUGUGUAUUACAAGCCUAGGACCAGUCCAGCUGAAUUUAUUGUUCCGUAUGAUCAAUACAUGGAGUCUCUCAAAAAUAAUUAUACCAUUGGGAUGCGCUUUAAAAUGAGGUUCGAAGGUGAAGAGGCUCCUGAGCAAAGGUUUACUGGUACCAUUGUUGGAAUUGAAGAUUCUGAUCCCAAAAGGUGGCCCAAGUCCAAAUGGAGAAGUCUUAAGGUGAGAUGGGAUGAAACAUCUAACAUACCUCGUCCUGAGAGAGUUUCCCAAUGGAAAAUAGAGCCUGCUCUCGCUCCUCCUGCUCUAAAUCCUCUACCAAUGCCCAGGCCUAAAAGGCCUCGAUCUAAUGUGGUUCCAUCAUCUCCAGAUUCCUCUGUUCUUACUCGUGAAGCUUCAUCUAAAGUAAGCAUAGACCCUUUGCCAGCAAGUGGGUUUCAAAGGGUCUUGCAAGGUCAAGAAUUAUCGGCCUUGAGAGGUGGUAAUUUUGCUGAAAGCAACGAUUCUGAUACGGUAGAGAAGUCUGGUGUGUGGCCACCUGCUGCAGAUGAUGAAAAGAUUGAUGUUGUUUCUACUUCAAGAAGAUAUGGAUCAGAGAGCUGGAUGUCAAUGGGAAGGCAUGAAUCAACAUAUCCAGAUCUACUUUCAGGCUUUGGGGCCCAUGGAGACCAACUUCCAUCCUUUGCUGAUCAAAAUGGUUCUGUAGCUAACCUUGGCAGGAAACAUUUGUUGGAUCGUGAAGGCAAACAUAAUGUUCUUAGUCAGUGGCCUGUAGUGCCCUCUAGUCUAUCACUCAGUAUAUUGGACGGCAAUGUAAAAGGCUCUGCUCAAGGUGUGGAUACAACUUACCAAGUUCGAGGGAAUUUGAGGUAUGGUAGUGCAUUUGGUGACUACCCUGUGCUUCAUGGACAUAAAGUUGAGCAUUCACAUGGAAGCUUUUUGAUGCCACCACCACCAACUCAAUAUGAGAGCCCUCGUUCAAGAGAACUUUUGCCCAAACCAAUAGCAGGAAAGCCUUGUGAGGUUUCAAAACCAAAAGACAGUAACUGUAAGCUAUUUGGCUUCUCACUUCUCAGUAGUCCCAUGGCACCAGAGCCUUCUGUAUCACAAAGAAAUGUUGCAAGUGAGCCUGUCGGUCACAUGCAGACUACAUCUCACCAACAGCGUACAAUUGAAAAUGAUCCGAAGUCUGAGCAUUCAAGGGGAUCAAAGCCAGCUGAUGAUCUACUGAUUGAUGACCAUGAAAAGCUGUUGCAAUCUUCUCAGCCCAAUCCAAAAGAUGUUCAACCAAAAUCUCACGGUGGUUCUGCUAGAAGUUGCACUAAAGUUCACAAGAAGGGGAUUGCACUUGGUAGGUCAGUGGACCUUACCAAAUUCAGUGAUUAUGAUGAAUUAAUUGCUGAACUGGACCAGCUAUUUGAAUUUGGAGGUGAAUUAACUUCUCCACAGAAGGAUUGGCUUAUUGUCUACACUGAUAAUGAGGGGGAUAUGAUGCUUGUUGGUGAUGAUCCAUGGCAGGAAUUUGUUGCAAUGGUUCGUAAAAUUUAUAUCUACCCCAAGGAGGAGAUUCAGAAAAUGAGCCCUGGCACCUUAAGCUCGAAGAAUGAAGAGAAUCAGUCAGCUAAUGAAGGGGCAGACGCGCAAGAUGUUAAAUGUCAGCUCAAUCAUUCAGCUUCAGAUACCUGAUAAUUCGUAGAUAUGAUUUCCAUAGCUUCCAGAUCUCUGACUGGAGUGGAUAGUAGGUGACUGUCAUAAAGCCAUCCGUUUGGGGAAAUAUGACGUGAAGAAGAAAAUUCUAAUUCUGAAUCUGACUGUUUAUCAAGUGACUGCUUGUGUUUGGAAUCAGAAAAUGGAUGGCAUGAAUGAGAGUAUCCAUCCAAUUUUGGACCGUGUCGUGCAAUUAGUAGCAUUAGUAAUAGUAUAUAUGCCUUCCCUGUUAUACACUCCUAAUAUAGUAUUGUAAUUGUGCCUUGUGCGAGGUUAUUGGGGGUGUAUCGGCCUUGCAUUUUUCAACAAUCCUUCGUUGUACAUAGUUUUACUCGCAUCCUUAGAACCUGAACUCAUUAAUGUAAUUAAGUUCAUAUACAAGAGCGGUCAUCUGAUUUUAAAUUUGAUUGUCUUAUUUUAGUGAGGGUAAUUUGUGCAAGUAUCGUGAACUCGUGGAAAUCAUUGUGGAUAUUAAUAUUAUUAUGUGUUUGGCUAGAUAUAUAAUUAAAUUUUGCCUCUAA